AGCUGAACAAACCUUGAGAAGAGUCUCCUUCAAUCUGCGGUAUAGUAGUAGCCUAACUAACACACACUCAAUUACAGCCCAAUUUCGUUCUUUAUAAUCUCCUGGCACUGUCCGCAAACAACGCAAAUCUGGGGGAACAUAACGCUAUUCUUACAUAGUAACUGACGCGAAGGAGGAUACAUAAAGUGACGGAAAUUAGCUUGCAGAGCCGUGAUGUCACAGAAUUGAGGAUCCUUCAGCAAUAUGGAGUCUGGAGAGCGGCUGGCCUCCCCAUUGUCAGCCCCGUCCUCCCUGCAUAUCACCACGUCCGCGGUCUCCUCCGUCGGCUCCUCACCUGCCUCGGCCAAGACACCCUCCUCCAACGGCAGCGUCACCCCCAGCCACGCCGCUCUGGGCUCCCCUCUCACCACCUGUGGACACUUGUUCCGGGCGGUGGGCGAUCAACAUUUCAACAUGUCUACGGUCUCAAGUGCCUUUCCCAUCGUCAACCACCCAGCAUUUGGUCUGUACACUACCAGCUCAGGGCGCUCAGAGUUUGGAGGCCUGGGCUCCCUGGGGAUGUCUGCUGCCUUGGCUGCUCACUCCCAGCUAGGUGCCUUUCCAGGUAUGGCAGCUUUUCCAGUUCAAUAG
Messenger RNA from Oncorhynchus masou masou (cherry salmon), 630 nucleotides. Its product is annotated as bromodomain adjacent to zinc finger domain protein 2B-like. Lineage: Eukaryota; Metazoa; Chordata; Actinopteri; Salmoniformes; Salmonidae. The record is from RefSeq and is a predicted model, not a curated record. Bases 244 to 630 code for a protein of 128 amino acids. The transcript is spliced from 5 exons.